Molecule: messenger RNA, 648 nt
Organism: Penaeus indicus
Lineage: Eukaryota; Metazoa; Arthropoda; Malacostraca; Decapoda; Penaeidae
Exons: 3
Coding region: 1-648 (215 amino acids)
Source: RefSeq, a predicted model, not a curated record
AUGUCCGACUCCCGCCACCCGCCCCCCUAUCUGAUAUACAACACCCGAUACCCGAUAUUCAACUCCCAAUACCCGAAAAUCAACAACCGAUACCCGACACCUAACACCCGAUACCUACACCCAACACCCGAUAUACGACACCCAAUAGCUGUUACCCGAUACCUGACACCCAAAACCCGUUACCCGACACCCAACGCCCAAUACCUGACAUCCAAUACCUGUUACUCGACACCCAACACCCGAUACCCGACACCCAACACCCAAUACCCGUUACCCAAAACCCACGCCCGAUACCCGACACCCAAUACCCAUUACCCAACACCCAAUACCUGUUACCCGACACCCAACACGCGAUACACGACACCCAAUACCCGUUACCCGACACCCAACACCCAAUACCCGUUACCCGACAACCGAUCCCCGAAACACAACACCCAACAUGCAACACCCGAUACCAGGCACCCAACACCCGAUACCCAAAACCCGUUACCCGACACCCAACACCCAAUACCCGUUACCCGACAACCGAUCCCCGAAACACAACACCCAACAUGCAACACCCGAUACCAGGCACCCAACACCCGAUACCUGACACCCAACACCCAAUACCCAAAACCCGUUAUCCGACACCCAACACCCAAUACCUGA